AUGCUGGGUGUCGUCCUGCUCCUGCUCCUCAUGCCGUCGUCGGUAACGGCGACGGCGCAGCUCUGCGGCAACGACACGGCCAGCAGUACCUACCAGUCUAACCUUGCCAUCCUCGCCGACACUCUCCCAAGCAACGCCUUCUCCUCCUCGCGACUCUUCGCCACCGCAACCGCCGGCCAAGCCCCCGACGUGGUCUACGGGCUCGCGCUCUGCCGCGGCGACAUCAACGCCACCGCGUGUAGAGGCUGCAUCGCGGCAUCGUUCCAGACGUGCCCGACGAAUAUCCAGCGCGCGACCAUCUACUACGACGACUGCGUCCUAAGCUUCUCGAGCGAUGACUUCCUCACCCCACCCAAUAUCACCGAGAACGGCACGCUCGUCGAAUCUUGGAAGGGGGACAUCAUCUCUGGCGACGCUGGCAUCGUCACCGCCGCCAUCCACGACUUGCUGGCGGGGACGGUGGAUGACGCGGCUGCCACGGAGAGACGGUUCGCCACCGCGGUCAUGGACCCAAUUGGCCCCACCACCGAGAAGCUCUACUCCCUGGCACAGUGCACGCCGGACCUGUCCGCCGACGAUUGCCUGGCGUGCCUCCAGCGGAUCAUCGGCAUGGUCAACGCCACCACGUCGGUGCGCAAGGGAGGGCGGAUCCUCGUGCUGCGCUGCAACAUCAGGUUCGAGUCGUUUUGGUUCUACGAAGGCAAACCCAUGCGGCAGAUCGCUCCAUCUCCAUCUUCGACAGGCAAGAGGAAAGGAAUCGCACCGUGGAUAAUUGCCAUAUGUGUAGCUGCACUUGUUGGACUAGUUGCUUUCUACUUCAUUGUUUACUACCGCCGUCUCAGAAGAAACAGAAAAGGUAAACUGAGAUUACCAGAAAAGCCAACGCACACGUUGCAAGCAGGAGACGUGCUAGUUUGGGAAAUGGAAGCAGAGUUCCCUGAGUUUUUGGUCUUGGACUUUCAUCAGAUAUUGCAGGCUACAAAUAACUUUUCCGAAGAAAACAAACUUGGAGAAGGUGGAUUUGGUCCUGUAUAUAAGGGCCACUUUGCUGCGGAGAUGGAAAUAGCAGUUAAGAGACUUGCUUCUCAUUCAGUACAAGGUUUUGAGGAGUUUAAAAAUGAAGUUCAACUCAUAGCCAAACUUCAACACAGGAAUUUGGUUAGGCUGUUGGGAUGUUGCUCAGAAGGAGAUGAGAAAAUACUGGUAUAUGAAUACAUGCCAAACAAAAGCUUGGACUUCUUCAUCUUUGAUGAAAAUACAAAAGAUUUAUUGGAUUGGAAGAAACGUCUCGCAAUAAUUGAAGGAGUAGCCGAAGGACUUGUUUAUCUACAUAAGCACUCUCGGCUGCGUGUCAUACAUAGAGACCUUAAACCAAGCAACAUUCUAUUGGACAACGAAAUGAAUCCAAAAAUUUCUGAUUUCGGAAUAGCAAAAAUAUUCAGCUCAAAUGAUAGCGAAGAAAACACUACAAGAAGAGUGGUUGGUACACAUGGCUACAUGGCUCCAGAGUAUGCUUCUGAAGGGCUCUUCUCUAUCAAAUCUGAUGUAUUUAGCUUCGGUGUUCUGACUCUUGAGAUCCUUAGCGGGAAAAGAAAUUUCAGUGGCUGUCAAUGCAAAGAUUUUAUCAAUAUACUUGCAUAUGCUUGGCAUCGAUGGGAAGAAGGAAGAUGGAUCGAACUGAUUGAUGCAUCGUUGCUCCCGCAGUGUCACUCAGGUGAAAUGACGAGGUGCAUUAAUAUUGCACUAUUAUGCGUACAAGAGAGUGCAGUUGACCGACCAACAACAUUGGAUGUUGUUGCAAUGCUCAGUAACAAACAUAUGUUCCUACCUGAGCCUAAGCACCCAGCAUACUUAAAUUUAGUGGAAGGCAAUGAAGAACCAGUCACCAUUACUCAGUUUGACCAAAUUAGACCCACAACUACAAGAUAUUGA
Molecule: messenger RNA, 1932 nt
Organism: Triticum aestivum (bread wheat)
Lineage: Eukaryota; Viridiplantae; Streptophyta; Magnoliopsida; Poales; Poaceae
Product: cysteine-rich receptor-like protein kinase 10
Exons: 7
Coding region: 1-1932 (643 amino acids)
Biological process (GO): protein phosphorylation
Cellular component (GO): plasma membrane
Molecular function (GO): ATP binding; protein serine/threonine kinase activity
Source: RefSeq, a predicted model, not a curated record